AUGGUCUCCAUGUCUCUAUCCAUGCAUCCGUGCCUCAUCCUGCUCCCUCCUUUUCCAUCCCCCACCUCCGUUUCUAUCCUCCCUCCUACCCUUUCCUCCUCCCUCCAUCACCGGAGGCUGCUGGAGCUGAUUCCUGAGGCGACUCAGAUGCUGCUGGAGCUGAUACCUGAGGCAAAGCAAAUGUUCUCUAUGACGCGCCGAGCCAAGGAGCCGCACCGCGAGAACAAGCUGCUGCAGGCACAUGCCACCACGGCCAUGCGCAUGGUGUGUGCAGCAGCAGUGAAGCUCGACAAGCAGAAGGAGGUUCGGUCUUUAAAGACGACUCUAGCAGACCUCGGUUCUCGACACUUGCUAUUUGGCGUCACAAGCGAACACGCCCCGAAGCUAAGAGCUGCCUUUGUGGCUGUGCUCUCAGACGCUCUGGGGGACGAGUGGGGAGGAGACGUGGAGCAAGCCUGGGUGGCUGCUUACAAUGCCAUUGAGUACAUGUUUCUAGUUGGAUUCCUAGUGGCCAAGCACAAGUUUAGCAAGCUAUGA
This is a messenger RNA of Closterium sp. Yama58-4, 537 nucleotides long. The record is from the annotation of a GenBank genome assembly. Lineage: Eukaryota; Viridiplantae; Streptophyta; Zygnematophyceae; Desmidiales; Closteriaceae.